Urocitellus parryii (Arctic ground squirrel) is the source of this 2370-nucleotide messenger RNA. It is a transcript of the gene Nsrp1, whose product is annotated as nuclear speckle splicing regulatory protein 1. The record is from RefSeq and is a predicted model, not a curated record. Lineage: Eukaryota; Metazoa; Chordata; Mammalia; Rodentia; Sciuridae. Gene Ontology annotation, biological process: regulation of alternative mRNA splicing, via spliceosome.
UUUCUCCCCGGUUGGAUGCUCUCUCAGGAGCACUAAGAAGAGACAAUUCCUGGUUUCCUUAGAGGGCCUUGUUCUCCUUGGCAGAAGCUCAAGUCCUGAUUCCCGCCCUCCCUUCUUGUUUUAGGAAUGUUGUGCUGAGAAGCCACAGAAAAGGGUAUGGGCUUAUUUUGCCAAAGAAAACACAGCAGUUGCGCCCGGUUUUGCAAAAACCUUCAGUGUUUGGGAAUGAUUCUGAUGAUGAUGAUGAGACCUCCGUGAGUGAAAGCCUUCAGAGAGAAGCUGCUAAAAAGCAAGCCAUGAAACAGACCAAACUGGAAAUUCAGAAGGCCCUUGCAGAAGAUUCUACUGUGUAUGAAUAUGACAGUAUUUAUGAUGAAAUGCAGAAAAAAAAGGAGGAAAAUAAUCCCAAAUUGCUUUUGGGAAAAGAUCGGAAGCCAAAAUAUAUUCAUAACUUACUAAAAGCAGUUGAAAUCCGAAAAAAGGAACAGGAAAAAAGAAUGGAAAAGAAAAUACAAAGAGAACGAGAAAUGGAAAAGGGAGAAUUUGAUGAUAAAGAGGCAUUUGUGACAUCUGCUUAUAAAAAAAAAUUGCAAGAGAGAGCUGAAGAGGAAGAAAGAGAAAAGAGGGCUGCUGCACUUGAAGCACGUUUGGAUGUAACCAAACAGAAAGACCUCAGUGGAUUUUAUAGGCACCUAUUAAAUCAAGCAGUUGGAGAAGAGGAAGUACCUAAAUGCAGCUUUCGUGAAGCUAGUUUUGAAAGGACUGGAAUAAAGGAAGAGAAAUCAAGAGGUUACUCUGAUGAAGUAAAUUCAGAGAACAGAGUACUACAGGAGAAAUGCAUUAUCCAAACUGGUGUAAAGAAGGAGGAAAACCCAGAUGCAGACAGUGACUUUGAUACCAAGAGCAGUGAGGAUGAUGAAAUUGAAGAAAACAAAAUGAACUGCCGAAGGCCAAAGGUCACAGAGACUUCUAGGAAUUACUCCAAGCAUCACAGGAAUCAAUCCCACUCACCGUCACCUAGUGAAGAAAGAGGACAUGGUUCCAGACACCACACCAAAAGUUCCAAGUCAAGAGGGCAUGAGAAGAGGGAAGAUCCACACCAAGAGAGGCAGUCCAGAGACCAAGAGAAUUAUUAUACUGACCGUGACCACCAAAAACAAAAGGAUUCUCAUAGGCACAGAGAGGCCAGUCAUAGAGAUUCCCACUGGAAGAGGCAUGAACAAAAAGAUGCAUCAAGGGGAAGAGAUCAGAGAGAAAGAGACGAUAGAGAAUGGAAAAGGGGGAGAGAUAGGGAGAAAUAUUCCUCUAGAGAACAAGAAAGAGAUAAACAACAAAAUGAUCAUGACCGAUACAUUGAGAGAGGAGGAGAGAAGGAAGAGAAAAGCAAAACAAAGAAGGAACACAUGAAAAUAAGGAAGGAAAGAUAUGAAAAUAAUGAUAAGUACAGAGAUAGGGAAAAACAAGAGGUAAGUGUUCAGCCUUCAGAAAGAAAUCGAGACAGACGAGAAGGCAGCCCAAAUUCUAAGGCAAAAGAUGAGUUUCUUGACCAUGAAAGAUUCAGCAAAAUAAGAAACAUGGAAAAGGACAAAGAAAGAAGAAAAGACAAACCUUCUAGUUCUGAAACAUCACUGGGAGCAAAACACAGACUCACAGAGGAAAGGCAAGAACAGGACAACGAACAAGAGAGACCACCUGAGGCAAUGAGCAAGUUUGCAAAGCGGAACAAUGAGGAAACUGUAAUGUCAGCUAGAGACAGGUACUUGGCCAGGCAAAUGGCACGGGUUAAUGCAAAGACCUAUAUUGAAAAAGAAGAUGAUUGAUGGCUGCUCCCAACAGGAAGAUCUGUGGAAGAACAAAACAUUGUAACUCCUGGAAUUUGCCUUGUAAAGGCAUAAAGAAAUAUAUUAGGAGUGGAUUGGGAAGGUAUUUUUAAACAUAAUUCAAAAUUCACUUUUUUAUUUAGGUUUAAAUUAGAAGUAAGUCUUUUUAUCUUGAAUGUUUAGCUGAAUUUAUAUGUAUAUAUUUCCUUGUUAAUAGCACAUUCUUGAUUGUAUGCAAGAACCAUGAGUGUGCGCCAACCCCCCCCCCCCUGUAGGUUCUUAGAGAGGAAAAUUGGCUCUAUAUCAACUAUUAAAAAAUAAACAACUCUCAAAUAAUGUUGCUUUUGUUGCAGGAUAUGUUUUGUUUUAUAAAUAUUGUAUUUCAAAUAAAAAUAUGUGAGUUUGAUAAGUAUAAUAGAGAAAAUUGUGACUUUUUAUGUUCUGAAAUUUGUAAAAAAGUGUAAAAUAUGUAUCAUGCAUCUUGUUUAAGUAACUUCUUGACCUACAACAUACUUGACUAAAUGCAAAUAAAAAUAAUGAUAUGCCUGUA